UUUCUUCACUCUCACUGCUAUUGUUCGGCUUCAACUUGCGAGGGAGCGAGCGCGCGGAUGAGCCUUUGCAGAGGGACUGUCAGAGCGUGUGACGUGUGUGCAGGUUCACUUUUUAAAGAGCACAUUUCUAAGCGCUUUUUUUCUGUCUUUGACGUGAUUUUUUUUUUUUUUUUAUUUGAAAGAGUGGACAUUUUACGUUUUUUUCACUUUUGAAACAAUGUGUGAUUAUUAUUGGAUUUAUCUAAAUUUGGAGUUUUAAUACAAUUAUUGUUAUUACCUUUUUUUUCCCAACAACCAUGGAGGUAUUUUGGCAAAUUCGCCUUCUUAUCGCUUUUGUUUCAAGCAUGAAGGUUUAUACCCAAGAGGUUGAAGCUACAAAGCAUCCAGGGCUGCGGGUGUUGGAGUCAGCCUCACAUUAUUGGCCUCUGGAUGCCGUGGACGGGAUCCGCGAACUGUGGGAUCAGAUUGGAAACAGACCAGGUUAUGUUAACGGAACAAACUUAUCUCUCAGAAUCCACAACCACACUGUGCUCCCUUCCUCCCAUAACUCUUCCUAUGUGUAUACCAAUGACUCUGCCUACACUAACAUUUCUGCAACAGUAGAUAUUGUUGAAGGGAUUGUGAACAAGGGCAUCUACCUGGACGGAGAUAAUGGCGGCACUUUCCUGCACUUUGGAAACUACCAGAACUCUUGCAUCAGCGACCCCAGCUUGUGCGGCCCUGAGGGAAUUACCUUCUCCUUUUUUUGGAAGAACUGUGAAGUUGAUGAUGCAGGCUUUGCUAUUGCCUCUGGAGGAAAAGUCAUCUCUAAUGGCUUCUCUGUCUACACCAAUCCCAAAGGAGGAUAUGUGGAUUUUUACACUCGCGGCAACAACCACCGAUGGAAGGCUGAAAUUGAAGUACCAGGGCCAUUCUGGAGCCACAUUCUCUUCACCUGGAAGAAGACGGAUGGUCUGAAGGUCUACAUCAACGGGACCUACACGACUGGUGACCCAACUGGCAGCACAUCUGAGAGUGUAGGCAACAUCAACCCAAAUCUUGUCAUCGGGACGUCCAACCGCCACACCUAUCGUCAUUACGUCACUGGAGCCUUCGACGAGUUUGUCAUUUGGGAGCGAGCCCUUUCGCCUCGUGAUGUCUGGCUCUACUACAGCGGAGCUGUUGGUCAAGCCGUCACCUUCUCCACCACCCCCAGCACGUCCAAGGACACCACUCUGACCACACCGAGCCUCAGUGCUGCUAAAGUGAGUCCUCCUUUCAUCGGCAGCCAACGAGAUGAGGUCCAAAGUCCCCAGGACCCGGAGUCUCUGCCUGUUUUGAGCUUCCUAAAGGCAUUGCCCAAUAGAACAAUACCUCACAACACCGCCAACAACCUGACUCAGGCUUUCCUCAACAGUGUGGAAGAAGUUCUGUCCUCUCCAGGGUUGCAAGAGCAGCAGUCCACUCCUGUGGUCAGUGGCCUGAUUGAGACAGUGGACAGAGUGAUGGAACACAUGGUCACCAACCUAGAGCCAAGCCCCAAAUCCCUUAUCUCCGUUGGCGGAACAUCAUUUGUUGCAGACUAUUCUCUGAUGAAAAUACCGCAGAACUACAACCUGCCUCACUAUCGCUUCCCCACUCUCGGAAAGAACUACAUAUCUGUUCCCGGCGAGGCCUUCAACGUGCAGUCUCAGACCACCAUCGUUGGGCUUUUCUAUCACAACAUGCACAGCUACUACAGAGAGAUAAGCCCUGUGAAGACCAGGAUCAACGAGGCGUCUGAUUUUAAGGACCACCACAUCCAGGUGGCCAGCUGUCUAAUAUCUCUAAAGGUGGAGCCUCAGCCAGCUCUGUCCAUCAACCUCUCAGGAGCGCCACUCAUCAAAAUCGUCCUCACACAUGUCCUGACCAGAGAACAGCAGGAUCAAAUAGUGAAUCAAAGCAACAAAGUCUUCCUCUACUGUGGUUUCCUGGACUACAGGGCCAAAGAAGGAAUCUGGUCCAACGAAGGUUGUGUGCGCUCAGAGGGAAACAUGACAUACUCUGUGUGUCUGUGUAACCAUCUCACAAACUUCGCCAUCUUGAUGCAAGUCGUUCCUUUGAAGCUCACAACUGGCCACAAGGUGGCGCUGUCAACCAUUGGUUACAUCGGGUGCUCCAUCUCCAUCUUCUGUCUGGCCAUAACUCUGGUUACUUUUGCUGUUCUCUCAUCUGUCAGCACCAUCCGAAACCAGCGCUACCACAUCCAUGCCAACCUAUCCUUCGCCAUCCUGGUGGCUGAGAUUCUGCUUCUCAUCAGUGCCAGCUUUGACCCGGGCACGCUUCCAUGUAAAGUGAUGGCAGUCCUGCUUCACUUCUUCUUCCUGAGCGCCUUCGCCUGGAUGCUGGUCGAGGGCCUCCACCUCUACAGCAUGGUGGUCAAGGUUUUUGGCUCUGAGGACAGCAAACACUUCUACUACUAUGGUAUUGGUUGGGGUUCUCCCCUGGUGAUCUGUAUCGUGUCCGUGACCUCAGCCCUGGACAGCUACGGGGAAGUUGACAACUGCUGGCUGUCACUAAAGAACGGAGCCAUCUGGGCAUUUGUGGCGCCCGCUCUUUUUGUCAUUGUGGUCAACAUCGGUAUUCUGAUAUCUGUAACCCGAAUAAUAUCUCGCAUCAGUGGAGAGAAUUACAAGGUUCACGGAGAUGCCAACGCAGUCAAGCUCACUGCGAAGGCCGUGGCUGUGCUGCUGCCCAUUCUUGGCAUUUCCUGGAUCUUUGGAGUUUUAGCUGUAAACCAUCACUCUUUGCCGUUUUUAUAUAUAUUUGCAAUAUUCAAUUCAUUGCAGGGUUUCUUCGUCUUCUUGUUUCACUGCCUUCUGAACUCAGAGGUCAGAGCUGCUUUCAAACACAAAACCAAGGUGUGGUCUCUCACCAGCAGCUCCAUCCGGAACAUCAAUGUGAAACCCUUCAACUCUGAUAUUAUGAAUGGAAACAAGGAGGAAGGAGCAACCCCCACCAAGAUGAAUACUUGGGACAAAAGCACCAACUCAGCAAAUCGCAUCGACCUCUCAGCUGUAUAGAACCAUUUACUGUCUGCAAAAGGAGCCCAAUCGCACCAAGAUAAAAUGGCGCAGUGCCUUCUCCACGACACGGUUGAUUCAACACAAACACAAACUUUUGCAGCUGAAACAACUCUUUAAAGACAAGCAGAAUCCAAAAACUGUGCAUUACUAAGUAUUCAUUUGUGCCGGUUUUGUUUUGUGACUCAAUAUUCUUGUCGAAUGAGUCCAAAUUGAGUUUGCCUAAUCAAGUUUGUUAUUAUGGACCAUUUUAAUUCUUAUUUUUGUAUUUAUUGGUCGAUGUUAAGCAUAACUUCCAUGAUGCAGAGAAUUGUGUGGCUGAGUGGAGUGAGGAUUCACAUGUACAUUAAUAUAUGAUCGUGCUUAUCUCAAGCCUUUUAGUCUCCAAACAAAGUUCUACACAUCCAGGACAGUGUUCCGUGUUCAUCAUCUCAAAACACACUGUAAAAGGUAAAUAACAUGUCAUAUUUAUUCAUCAUUGCUGCACAGAUUCCAACUGAACAACACACUUUGCCAUCAUCAAAAUGUUCUUUUUCAAACCUCACAUAUAAGAAGAUAUAGUAUGUUUGUUUUCUUUUAAGCUUUGCUGCUUGUAAACUGGUUGUAUCACUCCUCCUUGUGUUCUUUUCUCAGCCUCUGUUGUACAUGAAAUAAUGUAAUAGUUAGUGUGAAGAGUUGUUUUGUUUUGGGUUUUUUUCAAUCAUACUGUGAGAAGAAUGGAGAUGGCGACUAUUAAUUGUCAGUGAUGUCAUUGAUCUUACACUGUACCAGAAUUAGGUUUCAACAUUUACUGUGCAUCAAUUCAUUCUUUUGUUUUCAUUAAAGACCAGUGUUUAGGCUUUUACUAAAUUGAACCUCUCACUCUUGCUGUGUAUUUUCAUCACCUCAGAAAGCGCUUCCCUGUCUCUUCUCGAUUCGUAACGAUAGAAAAGGUCAGUUUUGAUCACUCAAAUGUAUUUGUUUUGGUUCAGGCUUACAAUAUCCUGACUUUGAAUAGAGUUUUUAGUGUUCAUCACAGCCCACUACUCAGCCAAAAUCCUACACACUGGUCUUUGUGAAGUUAUUAUUGCAGUAUUUCUAAUGUCUAAUGACUUAUUGAUUGUUGCCUUGUGGUACUUUGGUUUUUGCUCUAUAU
Messenger RNA from Synchiropus splendidus (mandarinfish), 4176 nucleotides. It is a transcript of the gene adgrd1, whose product is annotated as adhesion G protein-coupled receptor D1. The record is from RefSeq and is a predicted model, not a curated record. NCBI's taxonomy places the organism in Eukaryota, Metazoa, Chordata, Actinopteri, Syngnathiformes, Callionymidae. Gene Ontology annotation, biological process: cell surface receptor signaling pathway; adenylate cyclase-activating G protein-coupled receptor signaling pathway. The coding region runs from base 297 to 3041 and encodes 914 amino acids. Gene Ontology annotation, cellular component: membrane. The transcript is spliced from 26 exons. Gene Ontology annotation, molecular function: G protein-coupled receptor activity.